AUGCUUGAAUCCACCAUGGAGAAUCGGGGAGAUUUCAGCGCGGAUAUGCCAGUGCAGCUUCCUCCCACCAUUGACCCAGUGCAUGAGCACUACCCGUUCUGCAUUGUUUGGUCGCCUAUUCCGAUCCUGACGUGGUUUCUGCCGUUCGUGGGCCACAUCGGGGUAUGCGACAGCCAGGGCCGCAUCUAUGACUUCCAAGAAUCGUACCGCAUUGGACAAGACCGCAUGCUGUUCGGCAACCCGGUCAAGUACUGGGACAUCUCACGCGACUGCAUCCCGUCCUUUUACAACCCCGACCCGCACAACUCGCAAGAGAGAUGGGCAGCGGUGCACCGUGAGGUGGAGGCGUACGAUGCGGCAGUCGCGUCCGCCACCAACCACUUCCGCCAGGCAGAGACUUACAACUUCUUCGCAAACAACUGCCACGCUUUCGUGGCCGCAGCGCUGAAUAGGAGCCAAUUUCAGAAGGAGCACACGGGGACGGCGAGCCUCGCGAUUGGUAUGAUGCUGCAGGGCCGCUACGUCAGCCUCAGACGCUUCAUGAAGGCACACCUACCGUCUAUCCUGCUCGUGUUCGCCAUCCUCAUUCUCAGUAUUAUGCUGUAA
Messenger RNA from Leishmania braziliensis MHOM/BR/75/M2904, 606 nucleotides. RefSeq lists its product as hypothetical. The transcript has a single exon. NCBI's taxonomy places the organism in Eukaryota, Euglenozoa, Kinetoplastea, Trypanosomatida, Trypanosomatidae. Bases 1 to 606 code for a protein of 201 amino acids. The record is from RefSeq and is a predicted model, not a curated record.